Messenger RNA from Zonotrichia leucophrys gambelii, 575 nucleotides. RefSeq names its product fer-1-like protein 6. The coding region runs from base 76 to 558 and encodes 160 amino acids. Gene Ontology annotation, biological process: plasma membrane organization. The record is from RefSeq and is a predicted model, not a curated record. The transcript has 5 exons. Lineage: Eukaryota; Metazoa; Chordata; Aves; Passeriformes; Passerellidae.
GGGACCUGGGAUGAACCUGUGUGAUUCCACUCAGAUGCAAUUAUAUUGUUUUCUAAAUAGGCACAAUGUUGGGUUAUGCACAAUAAACUGAUUGGGAGUGUGCUGAUAGGCUCCUUUAAAGUGGAUCUGGGGACGGUGUACAUUCAGCCAGGUCAUCAGUUUUGUGACAAGUGGGCACUUCUCACAGACCCUGCUGACAUUAGGACAGGAGCCAAAGGGUACCUGAAGUGUGACCUCAGUGUGACGGGGAAAGGUGAUGCAAUACAAGCCACACAGAAAACAGCUGAUACCGAGGAACAGAUUGAAAAGAAUCUCUUGAUCCCCAAAGGCUUUCCAUCUGAAAGACCAUGGGCCAGAUUUUAUGUGAGAAUUUACAAAGCAGAAGGACUUCCAAAGAUGAACUCUAGCAUCAUGGCCAAUGUCACCAAAGCAUUCAUAGGCGACAGGCCGGACAACAGUGCAAAAGAACUGUGCAGAUCCUGUGUGGCACGAGCAGAUUAUCUUCAAAGAAAUGUUCCCUCCGCUCUGUCGGAGAGUCAAAAUCCAGGUCUGGGAUGAAGGCAGCAUGAAUGACG